AUGGGCAACGAGACCGUCUCCGGACCGCUGCUGGACCACGUGGUAGUCCUCGUGUCUCACGCGACACUCGUACAACUACCAAGCCGACUCCAGCAUGUCCUCGUCAUUUCCCCCGGCGGAACGCAUGCCGACGGAGCCACAACCAACAAACUCAUUCUCUUCGAGGACGGCUUCUACAUUGAGCUCAUUGCAUUCGUCGACGGCCUCGAUCCCGAGCUCCGAAAGAACCACCGCUGGGGCCGGGAAAAGGAAAACACCGUCAUUGACUGGGCCUACACGCUCGGCCACGAGGAACAAUUCGAAGCCGUGAGAGAGCGCGUCCGCCGCGCCGGCGCCUCCAUCCACUACGGCCCCCCGGAGCCGGGCGGCCGGACGAGGGACGACGGCACCGUCCUCAAGUGGGCGGUGGCUACGGCGCAGCACGACGGCGGCAGCGCCGUGCAGCCGGGCAAGCUACCCUUUUGGUGCUUCGACAGGACGCCGCGACAUCUUCGCGUCCCGUACGAGCAGGAUCCAUUGCGGACUCGGCAUCCGUGUGGUGCGCGUGGCAUCUCGGCGAUUCGUGUCGUGGUUCCCGCUGGCGAGCAAAAGGUUCUCGGCCAAGUGUACCACGCGAUUCACGAGCCUAAAGUGCCCAUUAAUCUCUGGAGGUUUGGUGUCCCGUCCAAAACGUCCACUUCUCGGGGCAGUGUCGUCUUGCUCAGGGGCAAUGAGUUUGCUAUUCAUGAAGUCAUUUUACUCGGUUCUCCGGACCGCACGAUAGAGCUGCUUCCGGGUUUGUAUAUCAGGAUAAGCCCGUAUUGA
This is a messenger RNA of Metarhizium robertsii ARSEF 23, 804 nucleotides long. Its product is annotated as glyoxalase. The record is from RefSeq and is a predicted model, not a curated record. Lineage: Eukaryota; Fungi; Ascomycota; Sordariomycetes; Hypocreales; Clavicipitaceae. The transcript has a single exon. Bases 1 to 804 code for a protein of 267 amino acids.